ACAAACGGGGGUUAAGGUUCGGAGGCAACGAUAUAUAGACGUCGUGGGUUCGAGGCGCGGGCAAUAAGAGUUGAGUGAACCAGGGCAGGGCAGGGAAGGGAAUUGAAUUGAAUUGCGUCUAAUGGCUGUGAGCAUCUGUGCAUUCAUGGGCUACGGAUCGGGCACCAGCAGCUUAAUUAACGGCACAAAUAGAAGGCUCAGGCAACAGGACGCGCCCAUAGUGUUGCAGCUGAACCAGGGGAAACCAAAAGGGAAAGGGAAAGGGAGAGGGAAAGGGAAAAGGGUUCUUGUUGUGAGGAGCCAAAAGGGUGGGGUUUCUGAUAAUGUUGCGGUGAUAAAUGGCACUGAUAAAAUAUCCGGUCUGCUGCAAUCGGGGUCUCUGGAGGAUGAAUUGGCCCGGGUCUUGAGUUCCAUGAGGCAAAGGGAAGAAAAGGGGCGGGGAGCCGUAAGGGUAGCGUAUCAGGGCUGCCCGGGAGCUUACAGUGAAGCGGCGGCUAUAAUGGCGCAUCCAGGCUGCGAAGGCGUGCCCUGUAAGAGCUAUGAGGAUGCAAUCUGGGCCGUGGAGUCACGGCGGGCAGACCGGGCCAUUUUGCCCGUGGAGAGCACCCUGGAGGGCAGCGUGGUUCGAAACUACGACCUCCUGGUUCACCAUAGCCUCCAUAUUGUGCAAGAGAUCCAGCUCUUUGUGCACUAUUGUUUGCUGGUUGUGCCUGGUGUGAGCAAGGAGGAUGUGAGGAAAGUUAUCAGUCAUCCCAUGGCUCUGGCGCACUGUGGGCAAACCCUAGCGCGCCUAGGGCUCGAUUCUGCGCCGGUGGAUGACACGGCGGGCGCGGCCGAAUUGCUUCUGAACAAUCGGCUUACCGAUACGGCAGCCAUAGCCAGUUGUAGAGCAGCUGAGAUCUACGGGCUCAGGGUCGUGGCUCGUGGUGUGCAGGACGAGAAAUGGAACACGACUCGUUUUCUGGUUCUCGCCCGGAAAUCGGACCUGCCGCCACCACCGCAGGAGGACGACCACAGGCCGCUGAAGACCUCCAUUGUGGUCGCCCAUGGCGGAGGCCUUGACCCGCUCUUUAAGGUACUCUCUGCUUUCUCCAAAAGGAAGAUAAAUCUGACCAAAUUCGAAGUGAAACCCCAAACCGGGGCUCCUCUUAGGGUUCUGGACGUCAAUGGUGGAGGAUCUGUGCGCCAAUUUGAGCAUGUGUUUUACAUCGAUUUUGAGGCAUCCGUUGCCGAUCCCAACGCCCAGAGCGCGCUGCAGGAGGUACAGGAGGCCACGACCUUUGUCAGGGUCUUGGGCUCCUAUACGGCCGAUUCCAAGAUUUACAGCCUCGAUUAGCACCCAAAUUCGUAUUUUUAAAAGAUCGAGGAUCGGUCCUGCUGGAUCCUCGCGUGAUGAUACAUUUGGGACUGUGGAUCAAUGGAGUCCGACAGCAUUAUCGGGUGAACUUUUGGAUCUUGGGUUGGGUUGAGCUCGGUGCUGCUCAUCGAUGAUGGAGUAUGUGCCUGCAAAUGAAGGUACGUUGUUUUGAGAACUGUUGAUAUACAUACCAUUUAUGCAGCUUCUGGUUUUCUUUGUACCUUUGUAUAUCAGGGUAAUUGACUGGUGUAAGGGUAACUAGCGCGGGGCCCUUUAAUAUAACUGGUGUCCUCUGUAAGCAUAUAUAUAUUGAUGCAGUUGUAUAUUCUUGCUAAUCCAUGUGCUUCACUGAGGAUGUAGAUGCUAUUCCUAUUGCAUUGGAUGUAAAUGGAAAUCCCUAUAUAUAAAUAGUUUGCUUAUUGGGAUUAUAUAUAUUUUAAAAGGCAAACUCUUUUAUUUAAUAGAAAGAAUUUGUGUGGGUGAGAAAUUUUCAUGUAA
Cryptomeria japonica (Japanese cedar) is the source of this 1855-nucleotide messenger RNA. Its product is annotated as arogenate dehydratase 3. The coding region runs from base 122 to 1336 and encodes 404 amino acids. Gene Ontology annotation, biological process: L-phenylalanine biosynthetic process. The transcript has a single exon. Gene Ontology annotation, molecular function: arogenate dehydratase activity; prephenate dehydratase activity. The record is from RefSeq and is a predicted model, not a curated record. NCBI's taxonomy places the organism in Eukaryota, Viridiplantae, Streptophyta, Pinopsida, Cupressales, Cupressaceae. Gene Ontology annotation, cellular component: cytoplasm; chloroplast.